Molecule: messenger RNA, 684 nt
Organism: Closterium sp. NIES-65
Lineage: Eukaryota; Viridiplantae; Streptophyta; Zygnematophyceae; Desmidiales; Closteriaceae
Source: the annotation of a GenBank genome assembly
AUGGCGCCACGUAGCCACUGGGCGAAGGAGUUGGUGAGAGAGAACGCACCAAGAUUCCCAAUGGUGAAGCGAGGCCGCGACCUCACUGUCGACCUGCUCGAGAAGCACCCCAUUGCAGGUGAGGCUAGCAUAGUUGCUGUAGGUGCUGCUCGUGGCACUCCUUGCACUCCCUUCUUUGAUUCUUUGAGGGAUGUUCUCCUCCCCCCCUUGCUCCCUCUUUCGCUUCUGCUGUUGCUGUUGACUUCCUUCGUGCUGAGGAUGUCGGGGCUGCGUCUGCUCCUAGUGGGAGGCGCCGCAGCAGCAAGGGCAAGGGAGGCAAGGGUGGUGGGGGUGGCAGCGGUGGAGGCGGUGGUGGAGGCGGUGGAGGUGGCGGUGGUGGCGGUGGGAGUGGUGGUGGGAGUGGGGGCGUCGGUGGUGGCGGUGGUGGUAGCGGUGGGAGUGGUGGUGGCGGCGGCGGCGGCGGCAGUGGGAGUGGUGGCGGCGGUGGUGGCGGCAAUGAGAGUGGUGGCAGCGGCAGUGGUGGCGGUAGGGGUGGAGCCGUUCAGAGGGGAGGUUCUGGCGGUGGCCAGAGGCUGCAGCAGCAGCGUCCGCGCGAGACCCCUACGCCCCAGCAGCUUCGUGAGCGGUUUGCUCCGCGUGGGGCGUCUGGGGGUAGUGUUCGCUGCCAGUACGUCAUUCGCAUAG